GUUCUAGCCACACCCGGCAUGACUUGUAGACCAUACUCCUAUAUUGCAGUUGUGGUGGAACCGGGAUAGAGAUAAGCUGCUCUGUCAUCCAUUCCCCUUUCCAUCUGCCAUUCUGACCAAUAUGACUAAGCUCAUGCUUCUCAUCCGAGGAGCUGCACUACUGCUUUGUCUAUUGAUCUUCCAAGCAGCAUCCACUUCCCAUGGCCAAGCGAGUGGGUCGGGAGCCUGCAUCGGCAGGGAGCGAGAUGCGCUUCUGUCCUUCAAGGCAAGCCUCCUGGACCCUGCUGGCCAUCUCUCGUCAUGGCAGGGUGAGGAUUGUUGCCAAUGGAAGGGAGUCCAUUGCAGCAACAAAACGGGCCAUCUCAUCAAGCUCGACCUCCGCAACAUCGACAUGCAGGACUACAUGUACGACAUAAACCAUGACAUGUACGACAUAAACGAUGACAUGUACGACAUGGGCUACUACAUGUACGACUACGGCUACCCGAACAAGAGCAGAUCAUUGAGCUUGUCGGCCGGCGAGAUGAGCUCUUCUUUGGCUACUUUCCAACACCUGAGCUAUCUUGAUCUGAGCUGGAAUGACUUCAACGGCACAAGCAUCCCUGUGUUCUUGGCUUCUCUCAAGAACCUAAGGUAUCUCAACCUCUCCUCGGCAGGAUUCAGUGGGAUAAUACCUUCCCAACUUGGCAAUCUCUCAAAGUUGCAAUAUCUUGAUCUCAGUUGGAAUUAUGAUUAUUAUGUUAAUAGGUCUUACAUAGUGGAUCUUGCAUGGUUGCCACGUCUCUCUUUGUUGAGGCAUAUUGACAUGAGUUAUGUGGAUCUUGGUUCUGCGAGGGAUUGGUUUCAGAGGGUUAAUAUGCUUCCUUCUCUUAAAGUGCUUCGCUUGUCUGACUGUGGACUCAGUGGUACUGUGUCUGCUAGUAUAUUAAUUUCCAACCUCACACAUCUCGAGGUCCUUGAUAUAUCCUCUAACAGCUUCAAAAUACCUUCCCAAUUUGGCAAUCUCUCAAAGUUGCAAUAUCUUGAUGUGAGUUGGAAUUAUUAUCCUGGUGUGGAUCUUGCAUGGUUGCCACAUCUCUCUUUGUUGAGCCAUCUUGACAUGAGCGGGGUGCAUCUUAGUUCUGCGAAGGAUUCGUUUCAGAGGGUUAACAUGCUUCCUUCUCUUAAAGUGCUUCGCAUGUCCAUGUGUGGACUAAAUAGUACCAUGUUUGCUAGUGUAUCACUUUCCAAUCUCACACAUCUCGAAGUCCUUGAUAUAUCUGAGAACACCUUCCGUACUUCACUCAAGCACGCGUGGUUUUGGAAUCUCAUAGGCCUUAAGGAGCUUUUCCUCUCUUAUUCGGAAUGGGUAGGGUCCAUUCCUAGUGAUUUGGCAAACAUGACAUCCCUUCAAGUCAUAGAUUUAAGUCAGAAUCAGCUCGUGGGUUUGAUACCAGAAAAACUGAAAAAUUUGUGCAAUUUGAAAAAAAUGAUGUUCAGCAAUAACAACAUAGAUUCAAACAUAGAAGAGUUCAUGGAGCGAUUGCCAAAGUGCUCAUGGAAUACACUGCAAGAAUUUUCGGUGCGGGGUGCAAAUAUGACCGGGAAUCUACCCAUUUGGAUUGGUAACAUGACCAACCUUAGUGUUCUUCAGGCAUCUAGAAACAAAUUGACUGGCCCAAUGCCUGUAGGAUUUGGAACACUAAGGAAUUUGAAAAAGCUAGCCCUCAGCUACAAUAACUUCAGCGGUGUGUUCUUGAAAGAACAAUUUGCAAGCUUAGAAAAAUUAGAGUUAUUGGACCUCAGCCACAAUAACUUCAGCGGUGUGCUCUUGAAAGAACAAUUUGCAAGCUUAGAAAAAAUAGUGGUAUUGGACCUCGGGCACAAUAACUUCAAUGGUGUGCUCUGGAAAGAACAAUUUGCAAGUUUAGGCAACUUAAAGCAUUUGGACCUCAAGUACAACAAAUUCAGUGGUGUGCUCUUCAAUGAACAUUUUGUAAGUUUAGGUAAUUUGGAGCAUUUGGACCUCAGCUAUAAUAACUUCAGUGAUUUUAUCUUGAAAGAUCAUUUUGCAAGUUUAGGUAAUUUAAAGCAUUUGGACCUUGCCCAUAAUCAAUUAGAUAGAGUGCUCGUGGAGGAGCAUUUUGCAGGCCUAUUGAAUUUAGAGUAUCUAGACUUCUCGUACAACUCUGUGAUAGCUAUCAACCAAAAAUGGGUUCCUCCAUUUAGAUUGAAGGUUGCGAAGUUUCAAUCAUGCCAACUAGGACCCAUUUUUCCGGAGUGGCUUAAAUGGCAAACUGAUAUUGAUGUUCUUGUUCUUAGUGAUGCAAAUCUGGACGAUGUUAUUCCUGAUUGGUUUUGGAUGACAUUUUCCCAAGCUUCAACCUUGCAAGCAUCAGGAAACAAAUUGUGUGGCUCAUUACCGACAAAUCUACAACACAUGUCAGCUGAGUAUAUACAUCUGGGGUCGAAUAAGUUGACAGGUCAAGUUCCACAGUUGCCUAUACAUAUAAGCCAACUGGACCUAUCUUCAAACUCUUUAUCUGGGCCAUUGCCAUCAGAGCUAAAUGCUCCUGCACUCGAAGAUUUGAUGCUUGCAAAUAAUCAAUUCACAGGCACCAUCCCUUCAUCUAUAUGCCAAUUGACUAGUCUGUUAAGGUUGGACCUAUCAGGAAACCAUUUAGAAGGAGAUAUUAUGCAGUGUUGGAAGGAAUCUGAUGCAAACUCUACAAAUCUGUUUGGUUGGAACAUGUUCAGCUUAGCCCUAAAUAACAACAAUCUGACCGGUCAAUUCCCUAAAUUUCUUGCAAGGUCAUCACAAUUGAUGUUCCUUGACCUUUCUUACAAUAGGUUAUUUGGAGGAUUGCCAGAGUGGUUGCCAGAAAAAAUCCCACAGUUGAGAAUAUUAAGAGUAAGAUCAAAUAUGUUCAGUGGUCAUAUUCCUAAGAGUCUCACUUCCCUUCACCGUCUUCAUUAUUUGGACAUAGCACAUAACAACAUAUCAGGAAGCAUACCGUGGUCUUUGUCAAACUUGAAGGCAAUGAAGGCAGUGGUGUCACAGGACACGAACUAUAACUUCUACGAAGAUAGCAUCCAAAUAAUCAUGAAGGAUCAAAAGCGUGACUACACCUUUGCGAUCUACAAGCUACUGGUAAUUCUUGAUUUGUCAAGUAAUAGGUUGGCGGGACAGAUUCCAGAGGAGAUAACUUUACUCAUUGGGCUUACCAAUCUGAACUUGUCAAAUAAUCAACUCACAGGAGCAAUCCCAAACCAAAUUGGUGAUUUAAGGCAGUUGGACUCACUCGACCUGUCCUUCAAUGGGUUUUCUGGUGCAAUACCAUCAAGUUUGUCAGCUUUAAGUUAUUUGAGCCACUUGAACUUGUCAUACAACAAUCUUUCCGGUGUGAUACCAUCAGGACAACAACUACAAGCUCUUGACAACCAGAGGUAUAUCUACAUUGGCAACCCUGGUCUUUGUGGAGAUCCUGUUGGCAGGAACUGCUCAACACAUGAUGCAGAGCAAAGUGGCCUCGAAGAUAUAGAUCAUAUGCCAUCUGUUUAUCUUGCCAUGAGCAUUGGAUUUGUGGUGGGUCUGUGGACAGUUUUCUGCACCAUGUUGAUGAAGAGAACCUGGAGGGAAGCCUUCUUCCAGUUUGUUGAUAUGAUGUACGACAUGGUUUAUGUGCAAGUGGCUGUAAGGUGGGCUCACAUGAUGGAGAAAACUCAAGACGGUGCACCAUGAAGCACCCAACUCUGCAACAAGCGAAUUGUUUGUAUCUGAAUAUUAUUUGUAUGUUUGACCAUAUCCCUAUUUGUAGCUCUAAAUUAGCCUUCGCUGGACGGUUUGUACUGUACUGUAUUGUUGUUUGUAUGUUUGCACCUUAUCUCUAUUUUAGCUCUAAA
Messenger RNA from Triticum dicoccoides, 3882 nucleotides. RefSeq names its product receptor-like protein EIX2. The record is from RefSeq and is a predicted model, not a curated record. Bases 122 to 3721 code for a protein of 1199 amino acids. Lineage: Eukaryota; Viridiplantae; Streptophyta; Magnoliopsida; Poales; Poaceae. The transcript has a single exon. Gene Ontology annotation, molecular function: protein binding.